AUAGUGAACUGCAAGGCCCCAACACGCAUAACCGAACUACCCUCUCUUUGUCUCUGCCUCUCUGUCUCUCUCACACGAAAAAAUGCAACCAAACUUUAAAGAUUGAAAGGGUAGGCAACUAAUGAAAGCAACAAGCUGGGCCAAAAGUAAAAGCAAAAGGGGAACCCUCCAGUGUCCAGACUCCAGACUUCCCCUCCCGCCAAGGCCCCCCAAGCCCCCGUCCUCCUCCUCCUCCUCUUGUUGGUUGUAGUAUUUAUUCCCUACUGUUUGUUGGGUGUCCUGAAAAAUUGGAGCUUCCAAGGGAGGGUCUAACCAGGCCUCUCUCUAGAUUCAAAAAUGAGUACUUUGACUGCUUCUCUUUUGCUCCCAUCAAAACUGAAGCCUUCCUCAGAAGAACACAAUUCUCUCUUCUUCUACAGAAGAAGAAUACCCAAGAAAAAUCAAUCAAUAGUCCCUGCUGCUAGGUUAUUUGGGCCAGCUAUCUUUGAAGCUGCAAAGCUGAAGGUUCUAUUCUUAGGAGUGGAUGAAAAGAAGCAUCCAGGGAAGCUUCCUAGAACUUACACACUCACACACAGUGAUAUAACCUCUAAACUCACCCUUGCCAUCUCUCAGUCCAUCAACAAUUCUCAGUUUCAAGGGUGGUACAAUAGAUUACAGAGAGAUGAAGUGGUUGCAGAGUGGAAGAAAGUUAAGGGAAAGAUGUCACUUCAUGUUCAUUGUCACAUAAGUGGUGGUCAUUUUUUAUUAGACUUGUGUGCUAGGCUCAGAUACUUCAUCUUCUCCAAAGAACUCCCUGUGGUUUUGAAGGCUUUUGUUCAUGGAGAUGAAAAUUUGUUCAGCAACUAUCCAGAAUUGGAAGAAGCUUUGGUUUGGGUAUACUUCCACUCCAACAUUCCAGAAUUCAACAAGGUGGAGUGUUGGGGUUCACUUACGGAAGCUGCAGGACCUACUAAUGGGGUCAGUGGGGCACAAGAGGUUAAAAAGAAGCCAACUUCAUCAAGUAACCUGCCACAGGCAUGCCCAGUGGCCUGCACAUGUUGCUUUCCACCUAUGAGCUUGAUCCCUUGGUCACAAGAUCUCUCUUGUGAGAGUGUGGGGACCACCCAACAGGGCUUGCAGCAGCAACAACCCUAAUGCUGAUCUUGUGCGUCUCUGUGAUUGAUAUAUACAUAUACAAAUACAUAUGUAUACAUGCAGAUAUGUAUUUUUUUUUUUUCACAUGGGUUCUGUAAAAAACUGUGUAAAUUUAAAUAUUAGCCCAAUAUCAUUUGUUAUUCUUAGGUUUAUUCUACAUCAGCAGAAUAACAGCUCCUAAAUCAAUAUAUUAUCUUUGUGAGUCUACUCAUUGUCAAUUGUCGUUUGUUGAAACAAAUACUCUUCUGGCAUCGUAGCUCCGUUUGAAAUUUGAUUGUAAUAAUUACACUGCAAUAUUGAAAAUUACUUCA
This is a messenger RNA of Ilex paraguariensis (yerba mate), 1445 nucleotides long. The record is from the annotation of a GenBank genome assembly. Lineage: Eukaryota; Viridiplantae; Streptophyta; Magnoliopsida; Aquifoliales; Aquifoliaceae.